Messenger RNA from Phaeoacremonium minimum UCRPA7, 1254 nucleotides. Its product is annotated as putative glucose galactose transporter protein. The record is from RefSeq and is a predicted model, not a curated record. NCBI's taxonomy places the organism in Eukaryota, Fungi, Ascomycota, Sordariomycetes, Togniniales, Togniniaceae. The transcript is spliced from 4 exons. Gene Ontology annotation, molecular function: transmembrane transporter activity. The coding region runs from base 1 to 1254 and encodes 417 amino acids. Gene Ontology annotation, biological process: transmembrane transport.
AUGAUUUGGGAGCCUACUCAAGAGGCUUACCAGCUGACUCUUCUCGAUAUUCGGCACUUCCUUCACACGAAUGCUUACCCGCUCGCGUCUCUUGGCCAUGCCGCCUGGAUUCUGCGUCAUUAUAGCUACCGCGCUGUCUUUAUCUGGGGAUUACUGCUUUAUGGUAUUGGUGCCCUCCUCGCUAUCCCCGCCAUCCUGCACCAUUCAUUCGCCGGCUUCUGCAUCUGCAUCUUUAUAAUUGGCAACGGCCUCGGAUCGCUAGAGACGGCAGCCAAUCCGUACAUUACUGUCUGUGGGCCUCCGAAAUUCUCCGAGAUCCGUAUCAACAUCUCCCAGGCAUUCAACGGCAUCGGAACGGUCGUCGCACCGGUUCUAGGCUCAUAUGUCUUCUUUAAGUUCGAUGACAAACGGGCGUUACAGAAUGUGCAAUGGGUCUAUCUUGCAAUCGCGUGUUUCGUUUUUCUCCUAGCAAUUGUGUUCUUCAUGUCCUCAAUCCCCGAGAUUACAGAUGCCGAUAUGGCUUUUCAAGCAGAGGAGACACAUGCAGGCGAAAGCAGCCAGCCUUUCAGAAAGCAGUAUCGCCUCUUCCACGCAGCUUUUGCUCAAUUCUGCUAUACGGGUGCCCAAGUUGCAAUUGCCGGAUACUUCAUCAAUUAUGUACAUGACACUCGAAAAGGCACACCGGACUCGACUGCCUCGCAAUUUCUUGCUGGUGCUCAAGGAUCUUUCGCCCUCGGACGAUUUGUUGGCGUUGGCAUAAUGCAUUUCGUGAGGCCACGUUGGGUGUUUGGUGUCUUCUUGACCAUGUGCAUUGUCUUUAUUGCGCCAGCAAUCACGCAAAGGGGAAAUACUGGAAUGUCUAUGCUCUAUGUGACUCUGUUCUUUGAGUCCAUUUGCUUCCCAACAAUUGUUGCUUUGGGCAUGCGUGGUCUCGGUCGACAUACUAAGCGUGGCUCGGGUUUUAUUGUUGGCGGUGUUCUGGGAGGCGCUUGCGUGCCGCCACUCACUGGUGUUGCCGCUGAUGCUCACGGAACAGGUCUUGCGAUGGUCGUCCCACUAUGCUUUUUCGUAGCGGCUUGGACAUAUGCCCUAGCGGUGAACUUCUGGCCGUGGUACAGAGACACUGCUGACGCAUUCACGACUACCGAGCUUGGCUUGCAAGGACCCCAUGAUGGUGUUGUUGAUGAGGAGACGGCUUCUGGUUUGCGUGCCGAUGACGAAAAGACAGUGCCUAUCUCUGAGCAGAAGGAUUAA